Tetrahymena thermophila SB210 is the source of this 5778-nucleotide messenger RNA. Its product is annotated as C2 domain protein. The transcript has 8 exons. The record is from RefSeq and is a predicted model, not a curated record. NCBI's taxonomy places the organism in Eukaryota, Ciliophora, Oligohymenophorea, Hymenostomatida, Tetrahymenidae.
CAAAAAUUAAUUAUUGUCAAAAGUAAAAAAGGUCAUAAAGUUAUUUAUUUAUUUAGUUUUUUUAAUUAGUUAACCUUAAUUAAAGAUUCAUCAAUUAAAAAAUUAGCACAAUAUAAAUAUUAUAUGAACGUUAGUAAUUUAAAAGCAGUUGUUUAUGGUGAUCCUAAAAGCGGCAAAAAAAGCCUCAUAAAAUAGUUAUCAAACAAAAAUGGAUAGUUAGUGAUCGAAGAUAAGGUCGUAAAUGCACAAUAUAUUUUUGAAUUUCAAAUUAAUAAUUUCGAACCAGAUGAAGAUACGAUAUGCUUAAUUUAUGUAGUAGAUUUAACAAAAGCUGAGUCUUUAGAUGAUAUUUAGACCAAAUAUUACUCAAAGAUUAAUAAGGAUUAUAUUCCAAUAAAGAAUAUUUCUAUUUUAGUGGGAAACAAAGUAGAUAGAGAGGAUGAUAGGUAAAUAGACAAAGAUGAUUUGCAGACCUAUGCUGUAGAUAAUGGAAUGCUAGUAAAUGAAGUCUCUUGUAUUAAUAAUGGUUCUAAUAUUGAAGCAUUAAUAAGAUAAAUAACUAAUAAGGCUAAACUUUUACUUAAGAAUUAAUAAAAGAGAGUCCCAGCAGGUAACAGUAAAUCACCAAGAACUUUGCGUGAAAAUAUAAUGAUAACUCAAAAAAAUACUGAAAAGUCAUAGGAUUAAGUUUAAGUUGAUGCAAAUUAAACAUUAUAAAAACCUUCAUAAGUUAAUACUUCUCAAAUAAACAACGUUAUAAUUAAACCAAAAGAAGUAAAUGAUAUAAGAAAAGAAUAAAGAGAUGUAGAAAAAAAUAGAGCUAGUAAUGGAGAUAUAGAUGGUAGCAGCUCCCCAUAAAGAAAGAAAUUCGAUUUUAAAGAUAAACUAAAGUAAUUUACUAAAAAAAAAGAUGAUUAGGAUGAUCCUUCUGUUUGUUUAGAGGAAAAAAAAGAAGUUAUUAUAGCUAGUUAAAAAGACAUGAAAGAUGUUAAAUAAGGCUUAAAGAAAGUAGAGGUUAAUAAAAUAAAUAAUAUUCCCAAAUAGUAAGAGCAAAAUAGCAGUAAUAAUAAUAAGAAUGAAUUUUUAAAUAAAUUUUAGAAGAUUACGCAAAAAAAUGAUUAAACGCAGCCUUAAGAUAGUAAUACAUCAAAAAUUGAAAGCAAUUAAUUUCUUUAAAGAGAUAGAUAAACUUCUUUUAAAGGCUAAGAACAAAAACCAACUACUGCUGUUACAAGCUAAAUCAAAAAAUUUGAAAAUGUUGAGCAGCCUCAAAAACAAGAGUCAAAAACAUCUUCUUCGAGGUCUUCUGUAGUUAAAAGAAAUUCAAUUUUACAUAACAAUGAGCAAUCAUCUCAAAAUAGUAAUAGAAGAAACAGUAUUAAUUAAAAUGGAAAAAUUAAUACUGCUGAUAAUGAUUCUAAAAGUAUGGUAACAGGUAAUAAAUUAGGGAACGAUUAAAAAAAUAAUAACUAUAAUUCAAAGGAAGAUGAUAAAAAGAAUAUUCUGCUUCCUUCAUCCAACAAUAGUCAAAGAUCAGAAUAAAAUAACAGUAAUGGAGGAUAAAGCCUGAUUGAAUCGAUGUAUAAAAACAGAUUAAGUAUUUCGAAUAAAAUUCCUCCGUCUGCUACUAAUGGAAAACAUGAAGUUAAAAAUGUAGUAAAAUUUUAAGAUGAAGUUGUAGAAAAUAAGAGAAAACAAUCAGAUAUUACUGGUAGUAAAAGUUUAGUUAAAGAUUCUACUUAAAGUAAGUCUAAUAUUUAAGAAGAUUAAUCUAAAAAGAAAUUAUCCCCUCUAGAAUUGUUAAAAAUGAAACCUGAAAACAAUACUAACAGCAAUAAACUCUCUACUCAGCAUACAAACUAAAAAAAAGAAUCUGAAAAUUAAUAAUAGGAAUAAAAUGAAAAAAGUUUAAAUUCUAAGAGCGUUGAAAACUAAAAGAUUCAUGAAGCAAAUAAUUAAAAGUAGCAAAUAGAUUUAAUUACAUAAAAAAAUUAAAGUGAUUCUAUUGAAUAAAAUAUUAGGAAAACCUCUUUUUAAAAAACAUAACCUAAUUAAAAAACUGAGUUAUUAGUAAAUUAAACUGAUGAAAAAUAAAAAAUUGCUAAGUUAGCUUCUUUAGAGGAAGGGGAAAACUAAGGUAGACCAUUACCAUAACCAUAAAUAAAUAUUUUAUAAUGCUCUAGCUCUCCUAAGCAGAAAUAAGAAAAUGCUUAUUUGAACUUAGUUGGAGGUGUAAGUGAUUAAAACUCAGCUAAAAAGAGCUCAAAUAGCCUCAAUGAAUAUUUGGAAAACGAAAAUCUUGUUAACAAUUAACUUUCACUUUUAAAUGAGUUAGCAACAUAAAUUUAAUCAUAAAAUAAUGGUGCAGCAAGAUUCGAAAAUAAUUCUCAAACUUAAAGCCAACAAAAAUAAUAUAAAGAAAAAGAAGAUUUAAAAUAAUAAAAAACAGAAGAUUUGCAAUUAAAAAAUUAAGCAAAUACAAAACAACAAAACAAUGAAGAUUUUAAAUAAAAUAAUAAAUAAGAGUUAAAUUCACAACAAUAAUUUUAGCUACCAUUACAAUUUAAAACGAAGGAAAAUUAGCUGUACAAAAGUGAAUACUCAGAGAAAGGAGCUUAAGAUAAUGAAAAAAAUGAUAAUUAAGUAAAUGAAGCAGAAUAUUAAAACGUAUUCUAAUAUCUUAAAAUUUAUGAAAGUACAGUGAUAAAUUAAAACAAUCCUGUUUUCUAUAGGGCAAGUUUUGAAAAUGUACCAAAUAUCAUGAACCCAUCUUCUAAUGAAUCCUCUAUGAUAAAUCCUUAAACAGAAAAAGAAGAAUAGUCUCAUAAAGAAACAAAGCAAGAAGAUGUAUAGAAUGAAUAGCAGGUGCAAAAUUAAAUAUAAAAAAGUACAGGAUAACCUUUAAAUGAAAUAAAGUAAAUUAUAGAUAAUAAAUAGAUAACUGACAUGAAUAUUUUUGAUAGUAAUUUCAAUAGCUUUAAUAUAAAAGACAGCUCUGCUAAUAAAUAAUUAAAUAAUCAUAGUCAAAAUAGUCAAAGCUAUUUCUAAAAAUUUAAUCAAUUUAGAUAGAAUUAAUUCAACUAAUAAAGCAACGAGGAUUAGUAAAAUUAGAUAGAAAAUUUAGAAUAAUUCUAAUCAUUUUAAAAUAAGCAAGAUGUUGUCUAUUAAAAUAAGUAAGAUACAGCGAUUUAAAGUAAGUAAGAUACAGCAUUUGAAAAUAAAUAAUAAAAUUUGUAAGCAAAUAAUUAUAAUAUUAGCUAGCAACCUUAAAUAUAGCUAUAAAAUCAAAUAAUUUAAGCACAGAAUGAAAUCAAACAAAAAUAAUUAAUAAAUGAUUCCUAAUUAAUAUCAAAAUAGUAAAAUGGAUAUUUAGUAUAGCAGUAAGGACUAGAAAACUUUUAAAAUACAUAAUUAAAUUAAAUAUAGAUAUAGUAACAACAAUAGAUGCCACUUUAAAAUAAAUUUUAAAAUAAUUUAAUCUUUUAAUAAUCUAAUUUAUCACCUAAUUAAUAACCUAGUUUAGUUUCUUAAAAUAAUAUUAAUAAUUUAAAUUAAUCUCCUCCUUUAUACUAACAACAGUAGAUAAGUGAAAAUUUACUAGGUUAGUUUGGCUCACAAGGUACCAUCAAUCAUAAUAGCUUAUCAUAGGCAGGAAAUUUAUCAUUUUAACAGCAUAUGAGCUAGUAGUCAGACUAAGAUAUAUUAGUAUAAUAGCUGCUGAAGUAGCUUCUAAUGAAUUAAUAAUAUUAGCAAAAUCAGGUAACAAUGUAGCUUAUACAAUAGUUACUUUAAAAUCAAUAAAAUAGUAUAGGAUUUAGCUAAAAUGCAAUUCCUUCUUAAUUUUCUUUUGCUUAAAACCCAAAUAAUAUCUAGCUAAGCCCUUAUAUUUAAUAAACCUAAAGAUAAUAAUCUUAAUAGAGUAUUGUUUAAAGUCCUUAUGUAAACCCUUUUGAAUAGUAAUCUUAAUUUAACUAGAGUAAUAUCAAUGAAAUAUUAUUAAGACAAUAAUAAAUAUAAAAUUAAAACCAUUUAAUUUAAUUGUCACCAAUUAGUAACAACCUUAAUUCUAAUCAAUAGCUUUAACAGAUAAAUUUAUAAAAGGUAGAUGGAAUUCCUGAUUAGAUGCAAAGUGAAACCUAUAGAAAUUACUUUAAGAAUUCGACUCAAUUAAAUGAAAAGAGUAAAGAAGAAUAAGCAAAUUAGAGCAAAUACAAUAAUAUCUCAGAGUUAGAUGGUAAAGUAAGUAGGUUUUCAAUCCACACAAAUAACAUAACUCCUGAACCAAAUAAUUUAAGCUCAAUUGGCUAAGCUUAUUAUGAAAAUAAUAUUUAAUAUAGAGACAAUUCUGUUUUGGUAGCAGACAUCGAAAUGAAAUAAAAUAAUAUAAAUAAAUUUUCACCUCAUUCUUUGACAAGACCUAACGGUGAUUUACAUUAUAAUAACCUCCAUCAAUCCGAUGAAAAAUAGAAUGAUUUUCUAAAUAUUAAAGAUCAAAACAGUUAGUUUUUAAACGAUAGAGACAUAUAAAAUGGAGAGACUAGAGGAAGAAAUAUGAAUUAAAACUAUUUUUAUUAACAACAAUAUAAAGGCUUUCCAAGCGAGAGAUAUUAUUCUCAUUUGAAGUAAGAUGAGAUUUUAGAUAAAUCUAACCAAAGGAGAGAUGUUUCAGAAGGGAAUCAAAAAUAACCUUUCUAACACUUAUAAGGAAACAGACAGCAUCAAACUAGAGAAUUUUCAAAUAGCUCUCAUAUAGAUGAAUUAUUAAGAGAAGUCAAUAAUAUUAGCUUAAACAAGUCAACGCUUAAAGAUAAAUAUCAUGGAUCAUCAAUAUCUCAAAGCCAAAUAAGAUCAAAUAGAAAUUAAUAUGGUGAGAACUAAUAAGCUAAUACAAGUAAUAUUUUGCUUAACACAACUGGAAAUCUAGUUGAUAAAAGUUUAGAUUAAAUACAAGAACUAAGUAAAUUAGACAAAAACAUAAAAAAAUUAGAAGAAAGCAUAGAAGAUAUUGACUAUGAAUUGCUUUAGGGUAGAAUACAAUAAAAAAUCAAAUCUAGAAGAGAGCACUCUAAUAAUUAAGAUUUAAUAAGAGAAAAAGACACAGACACUCUAUAGACUGAAAUGAAUGACUAAGGAGUGCAAAAUACAAACUAUAGCUAAAGAGUCAAAGCUUAAAAUGAAAAAACACAAAAUAUUGAAAAACAUUCACACCUUUAGAUGCAGAAUAUUAUUUAGUCAUUGUUAAAUUAGGAAGAUGAUUCAUUUAGAUCAUCUAAUGUGCUAAAAUAAAAGCAAAUAAUUACCAAUGCAAACAUCCCAAUUUAUGAAACCAAGCUAUAAACAUCUAGGAAAAGUCCUUCAAAAAUUUAAUAAAUAGAAGAUACAUAAAUUAUAAAUGGUAAAUCUAUAUCUCGAAAAUCAAUUUAAUAAAAUACCUAAAGGACUAACAGGAAUGCCUCUGUUGAAUCAAAUAUUUAGACAUCACAUCAAACAUAGUACCUUCAUUAAUAAAACUUUAGCUCUAAAAAAUAAAAGUCAAUCCUUCUUCUUAACUUUGAAUACAAUAAUUAGUAAUUUAUAAUUGAUGUAUUUGGAGAUGAUACAAGCUUUUAAUUGGCUGAGAGGUUUUUUAGUUCUUAAAAUAAAACAGCAACAAGAAAUCAAAUCAAAAAAUUGGCAAAUAUUAUUGAGUCAAUUAUUAAUAAAUAUUGUACUAAUUUAUACGAUAAAAUUCAAAAAGUUGAAAAAAAAUCUUAAAAUUUCUAAAUCAGCAAAUCAUGA